AUGGCCGCCGCCGCCGCCGCCGCGAGAUCCUUCCUCCGAUCUGGAUCCACCGCCUCCUCCCUCCGCGGAGCAGCGGCCAGAGCUGCCUCCCGCGCUGGGUCGGCUCCUCUCCCAAGGCGGCUCCCUGCUUCUGCUCCCCGCCUCCUUCUAAGGUCGCCGCUGGAGAUGACCAGUUUCUGUGUGGAGUCGCUGAUGCCCAUGCACAGCGCCACCGCGUCGGCGCUCAUGACGUCGCUCCUCGCCGCCCCGGCUUGCAAGGGGUUCGGCUGGCUGUCCGAAGCUGGCAAUGAUGACGUGUGACAGUUUCUAGGUGGAAUGUAGCAGAUUUAAUCUCCUCACCUCAAAUAUACAGAUGGAUGAUUUCCUGUUGCCCGAGCCGCUGCUACAGACCUCCCCCAUUGAAUUUAAAGUACCUUCUUAUCGCCUUCUUCCCAGUCUGUAAUAUUCUGGGAUUUCAGUGCGCAUAAGUGUCUUCAGAACUGUACCUGUUCAUGUCUGAGAUUAUGGCGUUCCUGGAGAAAUAAUGUUUAAUUGAAAGUGUCCGCUGCCCAUUGUUUUGCUUCUAUCUUUGUUGUGAUUGGCAUUGUAAAAAAAAGCGUGCAAUACAAUCCAAUCACUGAGUC
Messenger RNA from Lolium rigidum, 623 nucleotides. RefSeq names its product protein NUCLEAR FUSION DEFECTIVE 6, mitochondrial-like. The coding region runs from base 1 to 300 and encodes 99 amino acids. The transcript is spliced from 4 exons. Lineage: Eukaryota; Viridiplantae; Streptophyta; Magnoliopsida; Poales; Poaceae. The record is from RefSeq and is a predicted model, not a curated record. Gene Ontology annotation, cellular component: mitochondrion.